This is a messenger RNA of Thamnophis sirtalis, 972 nucleotides long. Its product is annotated as olfactory receptor 10AG1-like. Gene Ontology annotation, cellular component: membrane. Gene Ontology annotation, molecular function: G protein-coupled receptor activity; olfactory receptor activity. Gene Ontology annotation, biological process: G protein-coupled receptor signaling pathway. Lineage: Eukaryota; Metazoa; Chordata; Lepidosauria; Squamata; Natricidae. The record is from RefSeq and is a predicted model, not a curated record.
AUGUUCUUGUUUGUAGCCUUUGGCCUGGAUGAAACAAUGAAAAAUGUCAAUCAGUCUUGUCUCACCGAGAUUGUCCUUCUCGGUUUCUCAGAUUUCCAGUCUAUGCGAGAACUUAUCUUCUGCUUGGCACUAAUAUUCUAUGUUAUGGCUUUGGUAGGCAAUGGUCUGAUCUUGUUCCUCAUCUGUCUUAGUCCUACCCUUCACACCCCAAUGUACUUCUUCCUCUGGAACCUGUCCUUUUUGGAAAUUGGCUACACCUCCUCCAUCAGCCCAAAGAUGCUAGUGAACUUAUUAUCAGAGAAACAAACGAUAUCCUUUUGGGGCUGUGGAUGUCAAAUGUGUUUUUUCCUUCUCUUCGGUGUCACUGAGUGUUGUCUUCUUUGUGCCAUGGCAUAUGACCGCUAUGUUGCCAUUUGCAAACCCUUGCAAUACCCAUACAUCAUGAACUUCAGGGAGUGUGCUACGCUUGCUGCUACCUCGUGGACCAUUGGUAUUUCUUUAGGUUUGGGGCAUUCAAUUUCAAUCUUUACCCUUCCCUUCUGUGGAUCAAAUAGAAUCAGUCAUUUCUUCUGUGAUCUUAUGCCUGUUCUGAGACUGGCAUCCACCAAUACUUACAAAAAUGAGGUGGCCAUUGCUGUUUUAACAGUGGUAGUUGACUUGACACCCUUUUUGCUCAUCCUUGUUUCUUACAUCCUCAUUAUCUUCACUAUUCUGAGAAUGCCAGUGGCCAAGAACAGGCGCAAAGCAUUUUCCACUUGUUCCUCACACAUCACUGUUGUCUUCAUUUUCUACGGAACUGUCAUUUUUACUUACAUUCGUCCAAAUUCGGAAUAUUCUGUGGACACCAACAGAUUUCUUGCCCUGCUCUACACAGUAGUGACCCCAAGCUUGAACCCCAUCAUUUACAGCCUGAGGAACAAAGAGAUAAAAGCUGCCUUCAUGAAAUUAGUAAGCAAGAAGCAGUCUUUUUGA